Molecule: messenger RNA, 513 nt
Organism: Vicia villosa (hairy vetch)
Lineage: Eukaryota; Viridiplantae; Streptophyta; Magnoliopsida; Fabales; Fabaceae
Product: tubby-like F-box protein 5
Exons: 1
Coding region: 1-513 (170 amino acids)
Source: RefSeq, a predicted model, not a curated record
AUGAACAGGUCUAAUUUUCUCGGCACUAAGUUCACGAUCUUGGACGGUCCUCCACAUGAUUCUUCGCUUCCAUUGAGUUGUAAGUUGCAUCAAAAGGUCUAUCGGAAACAAGUACAUCCGAGAGCUGCUUCUGCUAACUUUAAAGUAGCAACAAUAUCUUAUGAACUUAAUCUUCUUCGUACGAGAGGUCCAAUGCGAAUGCGGUGUACAAUGCACUUAAUUCCGAUAUCUUCAGUCCAAGAAGGAGGGACUGCUCCUACUCCCAUGGAGUUUAGCAAUUGUCUUAAUGAGCGAGAAUCUCCAAAAGGAAAGAAGCCAGAAGUUGUUGAGUUUGGCUCAACUUGCACUGAUUUUGCAAGAGAACCACUGACUUUGAAAAACAAAGCACCUAGAUGGCAUGAACUACUUCAAUGUUGGUGCUUGAAUUUCAAGGGACGGGUUUCGGUGGCUUCGGUUAAGAAUUUCCAGCUUGUAGCAGCUGCAGAACCUUGCCAUAACGUUUCUGAACCUUGA